This is a messenger RNA of Colossoma macropomum (tambaqui), 878 nucleotides long. RefSeq lists its product as uncharacterized. The transcript is spliced from 4 exons. The record is from RefSeq and is a predicted model, not a curated record. Bases 109 to 729 code for a protein of 206 amino acids. Lineage: Eukaryota; Metazoa; Chordata; Actinopteri; Characiformes; Serrasalmidae.
UGAACUUUACUCUUUUUAUGACAACUUCUGCUGUGCACCACAUCCCUGUGCUGAUCCAGCUCAAUAAUCAUUGUGGUAUUAAGAUUUAAGGAGCAACAACAAGCCACAAUGUUCAGGUUUUGUCUUCUGAUCUGCUUGUCAGUGCUGCUGUAUGGCAGCUCAGCAAGCCCAUAUAAAUCAUGGGGAAAAGAACAUGAUACAGCACUUCAAGAAACAAGGUCUGAUGAAUUUAAUGAGAAGAUGACAUUUGGACUAAAAGAAGUUGAACCGCUGGAGGACCUGGAUCUGACCGACGCUGACAUUGACCCUGGCAUGUUAAUAUGGAAAGCUGUGAAACAAUUUCGCCAGCAGAAAUACGACAAGCCCGAAGAGGACAAAGACAUGCUCUACCAUCCCUCUGAGCUCAGAGCUGGCAAGCUAGACAGGGAUGUCCAGCUACAGUCCUACGGCAAGGCCCGGCUGUAUGAGGAGCCUGAACAGGAUAUGGAUGAGCUGUACCAUUCUGAGCCUGAGAAGCUUGUUGGAGAGCUGAAAGACAAGGCUGAAGAAGCAGAACCAUCUGAAAAGCUCAUGUACAUGAGCCCAGAAGAGGACAAAGAUGACCUGUACCAUGGACACAUUCCAUCAGGGUCUGUACUGGAGGCUCCAGUGGUACAAGCUUUUGACAAUAAGCUCAAGAUAGUUUACAAAGAACCAGAAAAAGACCUAGAUAAGCUCUACCACAGCUAAACAAAAAUAUUGAGUACAAAAUAAUGCAGGAUUCGUUAUGUUCAACUAAUUAUUAAAUGAGGUCUUUGUAUGUGAAAGAGAAGUUUCAUUUGAGUAAUUUAAUUACAUUUAAAGGCAUAAAAUCACAAAUAAAAGUUAAAAAAAACACA